Molecule: messenger RNA, 2251 nt
Organism: Lolium rigidum
Lineage: Eukaryota; Viridiplantae; Streptophyta; Magnoliopsida; Poales; Poaceae
Product: protein GAMETE EXPRESSED 3
Exons: 10
Coding region: 11-2140 (709 amino acids)
Biological process (GO): embryo development ending in seed dormancy; pollen tube guidance
Cellular component (GO): plasma membrane
Molecular function (GO): protein binding
Source: RefSeq, a predicted model, not a curated record
CCGAGCGGCCAUGGCGAUGUGGUUGCUGCUGCCGCGCCUAUGCCUUGUCCUGUCUUCUCUCACCGGCGCCGCGCGCUCGGCGUCACCGGUGGUGCUCCAGUGGCUCAACGCGAGCGCAGCCGAAAACCCCCAGAUACCCCCGGGUGUCGGCCGCGCCCUCUCGGCCCCCAUCAUCGGCCACGGCGGCAACCUCGUCGCUUGCUCCGGGAAGAACCUGCUGGCUUUCCACCGGAACGGAUCCUUCGCGUGGAUCGUUCCCCUCGGGUACAACUGUAGGCAAGAUAUCAGCUUAGUUACCGAGAGGGACAAGAUAUAUUUGGUGAGAGAAGAUAAUAAGGUCGUAAAGAUAACUCCACAAAACGUACACACGAGCGCCCCAUCAUCAGAAGUAUUUUUCAGUCACAGUCCAGCACCGGGGAGGUCCGAGGAGAUCAUUGGCCUAUCGACCAGCAGCAGCUACUCAUCUCUUUUCAUCACCAUUGCCAACCGCGGCCUCUUCUCCUUCUCGUUGCGCGACGGGCAGCUGCAGUGGAGUGCAGGUCCAGUGAUCGACCGCUUCGGUUACCGUCUAGGCUGCAAGGGAAACAUCUCAGGCUGCUAUUUCAGUUCAGCUCCGGUUGUUGAUCAGUGCGAGGGGACUCUUUAUAUAUCGAAUACCGAAGGCCAGCUCUAUUCGAUGUUCAUCCAAAGCCGGCAGUACAGAUGGAUCCAAGACUUGAGCUCGAUCGACAAAGUGAUAACGAUUGUGCCAGGAAAUAAUGGGCGCAUGUACAUCCUCCUCCCAAGAAAGUCAAUUGUCCUGGGGCUUGAUGUUCUGUCAGGAAACAUUUCAUUUCAGCAGAGUAUUGGUCCACUUAGCAACGAGAAAAUCUUGCCGGCAGUGGAUUCCAAUGGUUGGAUAUCAAUUGGUUCGUUGGAUGGGUUCUUGUAUUCAGUUUCUCCGGAUGGUGAGAUCAGAAAGUUUCUUCAGAGAACAGCACCCAACUCAGUGAUCCAUGCAAGUCCAGUCCUCGACUGCUCAGGGUUUUCUGUGUACAUCAGCCAGACCAUAAUGGAGGCAAAAUCAAGCCAAACUAUCGGUGAUUAUACCUACGUCUCAGCGAUGAAACCUUCGAGCAUCUUGCUUACUUUGUUGGCUCCAGCAACUGGAACAGUUUACUGGACUGAAAAGUAUCCUGGACAAUUAUCAAAUUUGUUGUCCAGUAGUGACCUGGAGUACUUUACGCUAGAUGAAACCAUUCUUCUCACUGCUCUAUCCGCUGCAAGAAUCGGCAGUGCCGUGCAAUGCUACACGAAAAGGCAAAAGAUUGCUUGGACCUGCAGAAAAGCAAAACCAAAGUUUGUUCAUGGUGAUCCAGGUGACCACAACCAUGUCCUUCUGCUGUUCAUCUUCCAACUCUUUGUCAUAGUGAUACAAGCGGUGGUUGUUCGGUUCUGCUGCAUCUUCUGGAGGAAGAAAAAGCUUCAAAAAAACAAUGGCUUGCAGAAGUUUCUGGAAAAGAGGCGUUCUCUUCACAGCAAGAGGAGAGUCUUGGGCAAGAUCAUCUCUGAGCUAGAGCAGAAGGCAGCCCAAGACGCCUCUUCAAAUGAAACUCUGGAACAUCUGGGUGAAAUGGUGAAAGCCAAGGAAUGUGUUGAGAGGAAGCUGUAUACAUCAUACAGCCUUGGCCGGGAUGUCCUGGGCUUGAGGCGAGGCUCUUCCUCCAUCUUGCCACUUUACAAUGGAAAGCACAAGAGCCACUCGUUUCACGGCGCGCAGAGAGAAAGCAUUACGAUCUUUAACACGCUCAGCGACAGCUCUUCUUUGGAGGAAGAUAGAACAAGCAGUAGCUACUCCAGUAGCAGUGGGAGCUACAGCGGCAGUAGCUCCGGAGAUAUGGAAUUUGACACGGGGUCUAGGUCAGCAGGAGAGGCUGGAGCUGGACCUUCCAACACUGCAGUUGUUACAGAGGGAGAUCAGGACAAGUUGCCAGCAGAUGUUGAAUCUUCGUAUCAGGUGUUUAUGAAUCCGCUGUAUGCACAAGGAGAAAGCAGUAGAAGAUCGCUAUCGGAGAGGGAAGAAUUUCUGAUGCCGCAGGGUAGUGCACCCACCAAGAGAAUGUGGCUCAAGAGGAGGCGAACUCUCUCUUCGACGAACUGAUGUGACUCAACAAAUUAGAGAUUCAUGAAGAUAUAACUUGCAUGAUUAUGCUUGGUAACUUGUUCAUAGAGAUCUGGAAUGUUAAUCUUGUGGUUCAUUUGUUCAUAAAAU